Messenger RNA from Besnoitia besnoiti, 7086 nucleotides. RefSeq lists its product as uncharacterized. NCBI's taxonomy places the organism in Eukaryota, Apicomplexa, Conoidasida, Eucoccidiorida, Sarcocystidae. The transcript has 3 exons. The record is from RefSeq and is a predicted model, not a curated record. Gene Ontology annotation, biological process: cell differentiation; multicellular organism development. The coding region runs from base 1 to 7086 and encodes 2361 amino acids. Gene Ontology annotation, molecular function: protein binding.
AUGGAGGCGUUCGUUCGCGAAUAUCCUCAACUGCUCACGCGACGACCGCGUCGUCUUCGCCUGCGGUCUGCAGUUCACGGAGGGGCCCGCGCAGCUGCGGAGCAGAGCCAAGACGGCAGAGGCGAAGAGGCAGCGGCGCCGCCGCUCAUGUUGCUUGUGGCUCGCCAAGAGAGGCGUCGCCCCUCUCGUCUUUUUCCUUUCCAUGCAAAUCCGCCGUCAAUGCUUGUGACCCUCUGCACUCCGCCGUCGCUGCUUCCUCUCGCUGCGUCUUUUUCCCCUCCUGGCUGGCUGCUGGCGGCAGCUGCGCCGGAGCUGUACUCGUCGGAGCCCUCAGGGUACCCAGGGCUUUCUCCGCUUCAACAGCUGCAGGUCUUACAGCAGCAGCACAUGCUGCCUUCCGCCUCGUUCGGCUCCUCUCCAGCUCCUCAGCGCUCGCCUCUCCCUUCGUCUGCGUUUGGCGUCUCUUCGCCUGCCUUGCCCUCUGCUGCGCCGCCGCCUGCUUCGGGGGCGCCCUUCUCCCACGUGACUUCGUCCUAUUCGAAUCACUCGCCUUCCUUCGGCUCCUCCGCCUCAGCUCCUCGCUACGGACACGAAGGGGUGGUGUCUCCCUAUCCGCUGUCUUCAGGAUCUCAGGUGCCUGGGCACACGUUGGGCGCCUCCUCGCCCGCCCCUUUCUCUCCUCAGCAAGCUGCUGCCGGCCUCGCGUACGCGCAGUACCCCGCCGCGCCCGCCGCGCUUCCUCCGUCUGCGCCCCACGCCGAUCCUCCGCCGCAGCAGAUGCAGCCGAGCUACUACUCCCAAGCACCGGGCGCCUCUGCGGCAGCUGCCCACUCCUUUUCCGCCUUCGCCGACCCUUCGGGGCAGCCGAGCGGCGGAGCGUCGACUUUCCCGGUCACGGCGCAGAGCGCCGGAGACGCAGCAGGAGGCGGAGGAAUCGUGUCGGGCUUUCUUUUUUCGCCGGCCGUUUCUUCGUUCUCCGCAGACGAACAGAAAGAACUGCUGCAGCUGUUAAGUGGCGGGGGAGGAGCGGAAGGGGCAGGGGGAAAGUCGGGAGGGCCGGAUGGCCACGGGGUUGGACUGUAUGCGCCCCCCGGGCGCCUGCAGCCCGCUCUGCAGCAGCUCGCGCCGCUUACGCACACCAGGCCCCAGCAGGGACAGUCGGGGUCUCCGCCGCUCGGAUAUGAGCGGGCAUCUAGCGGUUCGCCUGCAGCGGCCGGUCAGAAUUCUCCCGACGCCCACGCAGCUCUUCAGAGAAAUCCGUACGCGCCGUUGUCACAGUUCCCGCGUGCCCCCCCCGCGGGUGACUCCAGGCCCCCUCUCUCGGCGGCCCCUCCGCUAAACUCCCUCCAUCGGCAGCUCCCCCAGUAUCCCUCGCCCCCCCCCUCGCAGUAUCCGUCGCCUCAGCUACAGUAUUCCUCCCCCCAGAUGCAGUAUGCCUCGCGUCAGUCGCAGUAUCCCUAUCCUCAGACGCAGUAUGCCUCUCCUCAGUCUCUGUCUCCACAAAGCAGUCCCUCUGCGCAGCCGCCCCCGUUUCCUGCGGCUCUUGCUGGCUCGCCCUACCCUGCGGCUCCUUCGGCGUCUUCGCCCUCGCCCAAGUCCUUUUCGCUGCCUCCCGCGUUCUCGACGAUUCUGAAAGUCCUGCUCAACGACCUCUCGGAAGGGCGGACGGGCAUGGUGGAAGACGUAGCGGAGAUUCUGCUUCAAAAACUUCCCGAGCAGCAGAGACACCAGGUGUUUGAAGUUCUCACCAAGGCUCUAGCAGCCGCCAAAGCCAAGUCCGAGGCCUCCUCCGGCCUGCCCAGCGACGCGGCGUCCCCAUAUGUAUAUACAUUGCAUCAGGAGAACUCGGGCACGCGAAAUGAGACAGAGGGCGGGUCACCGACCGGAGGACGCUUCACAUACGAGAGCGACAUCGGCCGGUACACGCCCCCUCAGAGCCCCCAACGCCCAUACGUCCAGCGGGAAGGGCAAGCGACGGGGCGACGAGAGACUUACGAGUCCACUUCUGCAGCCGCUUCUCCCUACGCGGGCGGGCACCUGUCUGCUCCCUUCUCUCCCUCCGCGACGAACCCUCCUGCGGGGUCGCCGUUUCCCCCCCCCUUUUCUCCCUCGUCUCCGCCCUCCUUCCGCGAUCGGGCGCCAGGACCCGGUUUCUCGCCAGCGUUUGAGGCUGCCGCCGGGCGAAGUGCCGCUUCUCUGUCCGCGGAGUGUGCGAGCAUCUGCAGCCCCGAGCUCGAAAGGGCGCAGAACGCCGCGCCGUAUGCGGGUCAUGUGUUGUGCGCCUCCGACGGUCUUGCGUAUCCGACCGCGUGUGACUACAAGCGCGCUCGUUGCAUGCGACCCGGCCUCGAAGUUGUGCUGCUCGAUUCGUCGCCUCCACACGCUCCUCCGCCUCCGCCGCCCUCUGCGCCGUCGCAGCCGGCCUCGUCGCCCACCUCUCUCUCGCCUUCUUCUUCUCUCUCUUCUCCUCCGCCUCCUCAGCCUGCUCCAUCUCCGGCCUCCCAUCCUGCUGCUCCCUCUCUGCCCACGCCUCCACCUGCCUCUCCGCCGGGUGCGUCAGGGUCGCCGCGAGACUCGCUUCGACACUGCUUGUCUCUGCCGUCCUGUCAGGGCCAGGUGGACACUCUGUCGCCGCCGUCUGCGUCGUCUGCACUUUCGUCUGUCUCUGUUGAGCAGCCGCCGAGGAACCAGACUUGGGAGCCUCAGUGCGCCUCCGACGGCAACACCUACGCCAACCCUUGCGUGUUUGACGUGGAAGCCUGCGUGCGGCAAGCGACCGGUCAAGCGCCGCUGCUCAAGGUUCACGAGGGCGUCUGCGGCGAGCAUCCAACGCCGCAUCAAGCUCCGCCGGCGGUGCUUCCUUCGUCGCGGCCUCCGCACGGGUUUCAGGGCGAGCUCGCUCAGCGUGAAGCCGAGAAGGGCCUCAAUGACAAGGAGGAAACGCCACAGACGCCUGAACCCCAGGCAAGCGCGACAGAAGAGGGGCAGAGUCAGGAGGCGCAGAAAGCCACGCGUAAAGGCAGCCUCCGAGGCGCGGGCGGAGACAAGGCAGGAGGCCUGGAGGGGUCAAAAAAGCGCCUAGAUGCGCAGAAGGGUGGACGUCUGCCAUCGUCUCCGCCCCAAAGACAGGCAGAUGAUGAGAAGCCAGGUAACAGCCAGACCAACUCCGAGCCCGAGGCAGCGUCGCUCUCAACCAGCCACACCGCUUCGCCUUCUUCGUCUUCCGCUUCGGCGUCACCCCAGGAGUUUUUGGGGUCGCAGAGGAACGCGAGCAAGCACGAAGACGGGAGUGCGGUAGAGAUGCAGACCGUGAGAGAUCGCGGAGAGAAGGUGAGGUCAAGCGCCCUCGCCACAGCGCGAUCCAAGCCCGCAAGAGAAAAACCGAUUCUCAAUGCCCCCCUGCCGACUGAGCCGACACUCGCCUUCCAGGCUCUCCACGGCCAAGCAGGCGCGCAGCCUGAGAACGCCAAGUUUCAGACGCGCUCCGGAGGCGUGUCGCCCUCAGCUCCAUCUCCGUCCUCUUCAUCUCCCUCUUUGUCUCCUCCCUCUUCGUCCCCCGCCGCUGCGUCGGGCAAGCGACUGUCUCCGCCUCCUGCUCCCGCGGGGACUGCUUCCAGGCCGCCGUCGCCGCCGGUGGGUGUCUCGUCGCCUGGCAGCCAGCCAGCGUUCCCUCUGCGCGAGGAGCUGCACGAGGCGGAUCCAGAGGAACGACCGUCUGCAGGCCGAGGCCGCCUCCCUGGAGACACCGAGGGCCAAGCGAGCACCGAAGGCCAGGCGGGCGCGCCCGGCGCGCGCGCGAGUCUGCAGGAGCCGGGGGACGCCAGCGAGGCAGCAGCCCCGGAGACAGAGGAAAGGGGCAACGCGUCCGAGAGAGAAUCGGUAGGCGAAGCCCUGAUCGAGCGCAUCUCCGCCUUGCUGAGGGGCGACCCCGUCCCUGGCGAAGGCGCAGCCCUGCUUGAGGCCGCCAGAGAGGCGGGGGAGCGUGGGCGCGGCGAAGGAGACGAAGACGCAGACGCGCAGGCCGUGGAAACAAAGGUCGAGCAGAAGCUUCAGAAGCUUCGUGACGAGAUGCAUUCGCAUGCGCAGAAAGCCGCCGUCCAGCUCUUGAUGGAAAAACGCGAAGCAGUCCAGCACCUUCAAGAGCUCGAAGACCUGCAACUCGAGCUCCAGCGCGCGCAGCAGGCGCCGGCGUCAUUCGAUCCGAAGAGCUUCUUGGAGACUCUCCACGGGGUUUCGUCGAUUCAAGAGUUCAUGGAGGCGCGCACAAAGGCGAAGCUCGAAGGCCUGCAGAAGCAAGCCGGCAGAAACGGAGAGGAACGACAAGAAACGAAACCUAAGGAGCCCUCUCAGGGCUCAAGCUCUCCCGGUUCGUCCUCAGUCUCGGCGCGCCACCCGGUGCAGUCUACUGUGGCCUCUCUGCCUCCUUCAGGCACUCCUGAUGCGGAUCUGCCGGCUCCUCGAAUGCCCUUCGCAGGCCGCCAGGACGUUCCGGUGCUCUCUGCAGACCCGGGCUCGGCCGCAUCAUCUUUUUCUUUUCUCCCGGGUGUUGCGUAUCCGAAUAUAAGCCGAGAUAGUGGGGUUGUCCACGCAGGUGCGAUGCAGGGCGGAGGACGUUCACCAGGUGUCGCUAGUGCAGGGGAACCCCUGCAGCAUCUGCAGCUACCAGGACUAAGCGGGGGCCUUCUGUCUUACUCGCUGCCUGCUCUGCAGCCGUCGCCUCCUGUCACGUCUCCUCCGCCUGUCUCGCCUCCCCUCGGCGGCCCUCCCUCCUCGUCGGCCUUCAGUGAACCCUUUGGACGGUCGCCGAAGGCCGCUUCGUUUCAUCACGGGGCCGGUCUCGCCGAGGCCGCUGCGCCGUCGGUCCCUCCGUCUUCUGCUUCUCUACCUUCUCCGUUUGCUUCCGCCGCCCAGCCGCCGUUUUCCUUCGUCCCUUCGCCGCCUUCUUCGCCUCCUCUCGGUGUGCCGUCUCCCUACGGAUCGCCCCCUCCUCCGUAUCUGCAGGGCUUUGCUGCCGGCACGCUGCCGUCCUCUCCCCACGCGCUGCCUCCGUCGUUUUCGUUUGCCCCCGGGGCGGCCGCUUACUCUCGUCCGGCUCCCGGGCACCCAGCGCCGGUCGCUUCGGCCUCGCUCUCUUCUCCGCCGGGUCCGUCCCUCCAGCACAAGCCUGCGGCGUUGAGGGAGCGGGCCGCCACGCCUCCUUUUCGGGCCCCUGCACCGCCCGCCUCUGGCCCCAGCCCCGCUGCCCGCGCCUCUGCUUCUCCUUCGGCUUCCGCGCCUGGCGCGACGCCCGCUGCUGCGCCGUCGCUUUCACUCGCGGCUUCGUCGCCAUUUUCAGCCUCCCCGGCUUCUUCGCCUGCGCAGUGCAACUUCAUCUGCCCUUCGGGAGGGCCAGUGGUGUGCGGCACCGACGAGCAGACCUACGCCAACGAGUGCGAGGUGCGAGUGUAUGCGUGCCUGCAGCGAACCGAGUCGCUCAGGGUCCAUCACAAAGGCCCCUGCAGAAAGAAGCACGCGCGCGCGAGAGAGAGCGGAGGCGGAGGGGUGGGCGAGACCCCAACAGCUGAAGAGGAAGGGGAGUCGCGGAGGAGAAAGGACAGCGGGAAGCCGACGAAGGCAGAGACAGAGACAGCAGGGUGGGGGGCAGCCCACGGGCCUGCCGAGGCCGGCGCCACUGAGCACGGGUCCAGAGGCCCGACUGACGCCCUAGUUGGUCUAAACGCGUCAGCCUCGGCGCUCCACGCGCCCUCGCUGUCUCCCUCUGCAUCGGCGCUCCCUCGAGGGGGAGACACAUCCUCGAGGCGGCCGCUGGAGGCUGCAUCGGAUGCAGGGGAGAAGAUUCGUUCUGAGGGGAGAGAGGAGACCGGCGACGGAGGAGGCCGGAUGGCAGAGAAGGACGGAGGCGAGAGAUCCCCGUCAGUGCCUCCUGUUUCUUCUGUGAGCUCUCGCAGAGGCCACGGGUCAAGCGACAGAGAAAGACACCAAGUGGCUUCUGAAGAGGCCUCUGCGGCGCAGACGAAGGGCGGCGGGGUAUUACUCGGCGCAGACGAUGCGCAUGCGUCCACCAUCUCGCUCGCUCUAGCGGGCAUAACGCAGACGAUUCGGCCUUCUCCCUCCACGGGAAGCGGCCGCUUGGUGGCGCCUUUCCGCGAGAAGGCGAGUGAAGACGAAGGCGACACGCGUGCGAGGCACAGCGAAGAAAUCGAAGACGACGGGAUGCACAGCGACCGCGUGGUGGUCAUAAAGCGGAGGCAGCCAGAAGAAGCAGAAGAAAGAGGAGACGCGGAGGGCUCAGGCGCAGGGCGCGCGGAGAGCAGGGCACCUCUGUUGAGGGAAACGAAGGACAAGCAACAGAGAGCGAAAGGCGCCGAAAUCCAGCUGCAGAAUGCGCCAGUCUUGACAGAGACUUUCGCCCGUCAAGGGACUCACGUAGCCGAGAGGGGAGUGGAGAGAGGCGAGCAUCACGGGAAGUCCCCUUUGGGGCGCAGAGGCUCGUCUUCGCUCCAGUCGGCGCCCUUGAGUGGGCAGAGGUCCGCAGAAACCGACGACGCUGAAAAUCACUUCCGACUGAGCAGGGAGGCGGCCUCAGUUCAUGAGCUGAACGACGAGAAGGAGAUGCGAGAAGACGCUGGCCAUGACUCGGCGAAGUCUGGAGACAGAACAGACCGCGAAGCGAAGCCCGUAGAUUACCUUGAGGAUCUCGCACGGCUGAAGGCCAUGAUUGAUUUCGAUAGCUUCGGAGAGGACGAUGAAGACGACACGAAAUCUGAGACGCAAAAGUCCGAGGAACACGAAGACGGGCUAAUCACAGAUGGACCUUACAUCUACACAGAGAGUGAAGAAGCAGGGAAAGAAGACUCGGUAUUUACAUCCCCGAAAGCAGAAAAAGAGCUGCUGCACGGGCAACAAGCGUUUUCGUUGUCUUCGCCUCUCAAUACUUCUUUCUCAACUCUACAAUGGGACGCGAAACCAAAAGGGCAAGCAGGGCUCGGCGCAGCAGCUCGAGAAGGCGAUGUUCAGACACUUGAGAUGCCUGCGACUUCUCCUCCUCAGCCACCCAGUUUCUUCGACUUCUUCAAGUGGUUAUAG